Molecule: messenger RNA, 3093 nt
Organism: Aplosporella prunicola CBS 121167
Lineage: Eukaryota; Fungi; Ascomycota; Dothideomycetes; Botryosphaeriales; Aplosporellaceae
Exons: 1
Coding region: 1-3093 (1030 amino acids)
Source: RefSeq, a predicted model, not a curated record
AUGAGUAGCGUCUUACUUCCCUCGCGAGCGCCUGCGCCCGCGCCCGCGCCCCAGGCCAAAUCCCGUCCACCACAACGCCCCGCUGCCUACUACGCCAGACGCCUUUCCCUCCCGCCCGUCCACCCGCAGUCCCACGACCACCACGUCCAACCCGUCCCGCAGUCACCUACCCCAGUCUCGCCGCGCCGUCAACCCAUGGACUCGAGACACUACCAUAGGCCGCCGUCGCCAGGCAGCAGGCGCCUGGCUGUGCCCGAGCGCGCCUCGACCGGCACCUUCGGCUACGAUGCCUACUACAACACCACCUACAGAUCGCCGAGGUCGAGCGGGGAGCGCAUUGUGCCCUCGUCGACCACCAACUAUUCCACCCAACCCAGCGCCGCCACGAGAAGCAGUGUUGCGGGCUAUGAUGCUUACUCUGGACGACCCCGCCAUUCCACCAUCGAGGAACGCCAGCGCCCAGCCACGGUCGUGUCUGGCGGCAUGCCUCUGCGGACAACGACGCAUAACACCGUAGUCCAUUCCCAUGACAGACAGACCAGCCCACCAUCGCGCUCGUACGACAGUCGUGCAAACACUUACGUCACGCCCGCUACCUCGGUACAACGGUCCUCAUCGUCGAAGCAAGGUCACUCCCACGGACACAGAAAGGUCUAUAGCAUAGACGAUGGCAAAGCUGUUCGGGUAGACCCACGGGAGCUCGACACUGCCCAUAAACGUGAAAGCGGCAGCUACAGGCAUUCCGGGAAUUACCACCCGAGUAGUAAACGCCAGGACCUGAACGAUGAAGGCUAUUCGUACACGAACGCUGCGGGCAUGUAUAGAGAUACCGAGCCAAGCUGGCGCCGGGAUCGUCGGGGCAGCGUUGAUGGCGGCAGCCGGCGUCCACUCAGCAUGGUGGAGGCUUAUGGCCCGCGAUCGUCUGCUCGAGAGCUCGGCCCGCCGGUCACGACUCGGGGCUUUGACAGAAUCAACGAGGCACCUGUGGGCAGGUCCGGGAGUGUGCGUGAUUAUGGACGCCCCACACCCCGAGACAGGUCCAGAGACAGGCCCAGCACCGCCGACUCCUACCACCGCGAUGAUACCUACCGUGUGCCGGAACGUACAUCGUCGGUGAGACAGCCUCUUGUGCAUCAAGACGACCGACGCGAAGAUCGCUAUGCGUACCGAGAUGAUUAUGACGAUCGCUCUGAUCCCCGGCGGUCAUCCAGGCGGUUUGAGGAUCCCGAUGUCGAAGCCCGAGGCUUCGGUAUUCGACCGCCCAGCAAUGUCGAUCCAUACCCUCGAGAGGAGUCGCUGGACCGCCGACCACCUCCGCCAGCGCUAUACCAAGUUGAUCCGUCCGUGCAAGUUCCAAAUGUCAAUGAUUAUAUUCCCGCCCCGCCACGCGACGAGGGCAGAAGGGAGUAUCGUGACUACAGAGACUACGAACGGGAUAGACCUCGUGAACGUGAUUACGAAAGUGACAGAGAGCGGGAGCGGCGCAGGGAUCACGACAGGGAUCGCGACGACCGCCGUGACCGGGACCGAGACCUCCUUGCAGGCAUUGCUCCUGCAGCCGUUGCCGCAGUCAGCGCAGCAUAUGGUGCUCCACGCCAUGCUCGCGACCACAAACAAGACUCUGACGAAGAAAGACGCCGCGAGCCGAGAAAGAAGCGUUCCGAUGACAGCGAUGAGGCUCCUCGGGAGAGGCACUACGAAGACGUGCGGGAGCGCGAGAGGCGUGAGCCUCGCGACAAGCCUACCGAGACCCUGGACCCUGACGAGGACUAUCGACGUCGGAUCCAACAAGAGCUUGAGCGUUCAAGCGGCAGCGUUGACCGGACGGCGAGUGACUCCGAACGCGAAAAAGAACGUCGUAGGCGAGAGCGCCACGAACGACGGGGUCGGGAAGAGACGGGACGCACUAGAGAUGAUGGCCCAAGCGACCAAAAGUACGACAGAUAUAGCGAGCGCCACAACAGCGUCUUCGGCGAGUCCCUGGUCGACGAGCCGGGGUCCAUGUCAGCGCCGGAGGAGAGAGACGACAAGGGCCGCGUGCGCAUCGUCACCCUACCCAAGUCUGACAAAGAGUCGACGCCACCACCAAAGGGGAUCCUACGUAAGCCGACUGAGAAAUUUCCCGAAGACCCGAACCCAAUUCGCGAGGGUGUCGCGCCUAUGAAGGAUGCCAAGAAGGGCAAAGAUAUCCCGCCGGACGCACGUUGGACCAAGAUCGACCGACGCCUCGUCAACCCGGAAGCGCUGGAGGAAGCGAAGGAGCGGUUUGAGGAGCGGAUGGACUGCGUGAUUGUGCUGCGGGUCCUCACCAAGGAGGACAUUCAGAAGUUGGCGGAUCGCACACGCGAGAUCCGCGACGGCAGAGGUAAAUAUAAAUCUCUUCCAGCUCCUCCAGACGUGCAUGCCUCGUCGGAUGCGGAAGUGCCGCGGAAGCCCGCUGCCCUGACUUCGUCGUCAUCGUCGUCGUUGUCGGACAAUGACAAUGGCGAGCGCGAGCGACACAGAAGUAGGAGUAGGAGCAGGAGCAAAGACGACGCGCGCACACACGGCGACCAUCAUAAGCACAAGCGCAGGCAUCGGCGGCGGCACUCUUCCUCACACGACCAUGGGCGGCAUGGCGGCGACGACCGCGGCGAGCACACUUCUUCCUCUUCACCGCACGCCGCAGCGCCGCCGUCCGAUGGCGACGCCGAGCGCUCCUCUCGCCCUCCCCGCACCCUCUCCGCCCUCAUCACCCCCGUCCUUGACCAAGUUCUCACCGCGCUAACGCGUGACAAAGAAGACGAGUACCGCCGCGAAUCUCGGCACCAUGACCGGGAGCACCGCGACCGCGACCGCGAACGUGAUCGGCACGACGAGCGCGACCGGGAGCGGCGCCAUCACCGCCGGCAUAGGGACAGGGACGACGAGUACGAUUCUGAUGAGAGCAGUGAGGGGGAGCGGAAGGAGCGGAAGGAGAGGCUGCGCAUUGAGGCGCCCCCGGUGUUGCCGGUGCAGGGGGGCCCGUUGGCGGAUGUGCUUGGGGAGAGGGAUCGUGAAAGGGAACGCGAGCAAGAGAGGGAGAGACAGUUUUACGUUGACCCGUCGAGGUGA